Lodderomyces orthopsilosis Co 90-125 is the source of this 2409-nucleotide messenger RNA. RefSeq names its product Zcf9p (gene ZCF9). The record is from RefSeq and is a predicted model, not a curated record. Gene Ontology annotation, biological process: positive regulation of transcription by RNA polymerase II. Gene Ontology annotation, molecular function: zinc ion binding; DNA-binding transcription factor activity, RNA polymerase II-specific; transcription cis-regulatory region binding. Lineage: Eukaryota; Fungi; Ascomycota; Pichiomycetes; Serinales; Debaryomycetaceae. Bases 1 to 2409 code for a protein of 802 amino acids. Gene Ontology annotation, cellular component: nucleus. The transcript has a single exon.
AUGACAGCAAAGCAAGUCACCAAACCUCCAUCCAUUACUGUUCCCAACUUAAACCCCGGAGCUGCCAGGACGACAAACAAACCACGCACCAAAUCUAGGAAUGGGUGCAUUACUUGUAAGAAAAAAAGACUCAAAUGUGACGAAUCGAAACCGACAUGUUUAAAUUGCAAUAAGAAGAAUAUAGUUUGUGGAGGUUACGUAACCAACUUCAAAUGGAAGCUGUUCAAUGAUUCAAAGCCUACAAUUGGUGAAAAAUCGCUAAAGAAACACCUACAACUAGCAAGUUAUUCCGUAAUUGGAAAAAGCAUUGAGGAUAUAGCGAAGGAGAGUGAUCUAAUUUCCAAGGGGUUAAAUCCAACUGGACUGGAGAGUAGCACUGGUAAAGGGAAACGAAGAUUUAGUGCUGGGACAUCAAUCGCUAGUCCAGUUCAAAGCCCACUUAUUACAAGAUCUUAUAGUGAUACAUAUCCCAUUCAAGAUAUACAUAAUCUAAGGCACAAGGCCAGUACUUAUUCAGGGACGGAAACAGUCUUUGAACCGCCAAUUAAAGAAAUGAAUAGUGAUACCCAUUCAAUCCUUUCUCCUACUUUUGAAAAUAUCAUGAACCCGAUUACAAUCGACAAAAAUAAAGAUCCCGACUUUAACAUCAGUCUAACCCCAUCCCUAUCAGCCAUAUUAAAUUUUGCCUUGAAUAUGGAAGAAAUUGAUAUACCCUCGGUUGAGACAAUGAGUCCUCUAACCUUGAACCAAUCUCAAGAUUUAUCAUCAACUUCAUCUCCAGUAUGUGAGGUUAACAAAUCUUUGGUAAAAACAUCGGAACAGGAGCAGCUUCUUCACUUCUACUCAGAAUAUACAUCGGGGGUGAUGUCUAUCAAAAAUGGUUUUCAUGAAAAUCCCUGGAGAAAUUUGCUCGUUCCAUUAGCAACGAGGUACAGUUGUCUAUUCAAUUCGAUAGCGGCAAUGACUCUUUUCCAUUUAGCUGGCUCGCAUGGUAUAGUCUCAUCAACGGGAGAGCUACGCUCAAGAGCUCAAAAGUAUAUGAAAAGGUGUAUAUUGGAACUUGCAAGUGGAUUGUCCAAGAUGGAAAAUGGUGGGGAAGUUGACUUUCCUGCUGAUAUAGCAUUAGCAACCUGCUUGAACUUGGCUGUGUGUGAAACCUGGGAUGUUCUGACAUCUAGUGGUAUUGCUCACUUGAAAGGGGCAAAGACUAUGAUUAACAAAAUCUUGGCAUUGUUGAGGGAGCAUCAAGAGUCAGUUCGAAAAAAAUAUAUGCCACAUGAUGGAUCCAAUUUUCGUCAAGAGGGCUUCUUGCAGUUAAAGAGUAAGUUGGUAUUGAUCGAUCAGUUUGAGUACGAAAAGAUGGUUCAUGAUUGUACAACCAAGAGCACUUCUUUGAUUGUACCCAAGCCCAUUCAAAUUCUAUUCAAUACUUGGAUAUAUUUCCUGGUGAUUGCACAGAUGACCACCGAUACAAAUUACGAUGAGAAAGGAGUAGACUUGGUGGCAACCAUAACUUCAAUGAUUCUGAAUGAUAAACUCAAAGAUGGCCAUGGAUCUCCAUCUCCAUCUGAUCUCAGUGAUUCGUCCGAUAAAGUAUACACAUUUUUUGAAGAAUUUGAUGCUUUCAAUUACGACUCAGAGAUUAUUGAUCCAUUGUUGGGAUGUGGUCAAUCGUUGUUUUGCAUAAUAGGUAAAGUGGCUGCAUUGGUUUCCAAAAUACGAAAAACAAAGGCCAGUGAGAAUUGGAAAAAGAGAAACUCUUUGAAUACAAUCACUCAGGCUUCGGAGUUGCGUCAACUUCUUUUAGAAUGGAAAUCGACUGUUAAUGCAAAUAUGAUCAAGAAUGAAGAAGAGAGUGUGUCUAAAACCUGGGAUUUAUCAAGUUGUAUUGCCACAGCAGAAGCUUAUCGUUAUGCAGCAUUACUUUUCCUACAUCAAGCUGUCCCAGAGAUUCCUUCAUUAUCAUCACAUGAGCUUGCGGAGAAAAUAUUUAUUCUUUUGGCGUCAAUACCAAAAUCAUCAAAUACUAGCGUUGUCCAUAUCUUCCCCCUCUUGGUAGCAUCUUGUGAAGCUGAAAUUGGUGAAGAAAGAGAGUGGUGUAAGUCUAGGUGGAAGUUGUUGGUGGAUAGAAUGUGGAUUGGCAAUGUUGAUCGUGCAUUGGAAGUUGUUGAGGAAGUUUGGAAGAGAAAAGACGCACUAGCAGUGAGCUGCAACAAUGGCACGAUGAACAACGAUACUACUAAAGAGACUUCUCCAAGUAACUAUCACCACCCAUUAAAUGGUUUGAUGUCUGUGGUCAACAAUGAGUAUGCCAAUUUUAUGAACAACUCUGAUUCCAAUGGCAUUGAGUCAAAAGUUCAUUGGAGUAAUGUCAUGAAAGAAUGGGGCUGGGAGGUACUUUUAGGAUAG